Messenger RNA from Acaromyces ingoldii, 1128 nucleotides. RefSeq lists its product as hypothetical. The transcript is spliced from 6 exons. The record is from RefSeq and is a predicted model, not a curated record. The coding region runs from base 1 to 1128 and encodes 375 amino acids. NCBI's taxonomy places the organism in Eukaryota, Fungi, Basidiomycota, Exobasidiomycetes, Exobasidiales, Cryptobasidiaceae.
AUGGCGGUGGGCAACAUUUUGUGGGACUACUUCUACUACGCAAGCCGCGAGCGUCAGCGAUGGUGGAGACUUCUGGAUGGCAAUAUCUCUGUCGACAAGAUCUCUAUUAUCGUCAUCCGCUACUCGCUUCUUGCUAUCGUCAUCUUUGGACUUCUUUUCUAUGUCUUCCAAAGCCACGGCCGAUGCUUGUCGCUUUUUCGUGCGUAUUAUAGCUUCUACGUCAUCGUCUGGCUCGGUUGUAACGCCAUCUUCAUCCAGAGGUUUGGCAAGCUCGAGAUUGACUCCAAAUUUGGCCAAAGAAUCUUUAUUGGAGCCGCACUUUUCGGCCUUUUAUUAUGGGGUGUCACGAUCCGGUCACUCGAUUCUGCAGAUCUCCCGCCGUGGCAAUCGAGCGUCCAAGGUAGUCACUGCCUUUUGAAACACCUUCCUCAGGAGACGGCGUUGGGCUGGCUAUCAUCUUUGGUCAUCAAUGUUCUCCAGCUGUUUGGUACCCUGGGUGUCUACCGCAAGCAUCAGCGCUGCCAGUACAGACUCAAGUACGAGCGUCGUCACGGAAUGACAGGAAGCGAUACAUCAGACCGGAAUGUCGAGACGGGGAGCGGGCGAGAGCAGAUUUCGGUCUUGCGCAACCAGGCAUCCAUGAUGCGGCUGGGUUCCUUGCGCGAGACUAUGUUCGCCGCCAAUUUCGUCUACAUCAGCGCAGUGUUUAUCGUUAAUGCUGUGGCCCUCAUUGCGACACUGGGAAUCUCCGAUCCGGCCCUGUCGCAUUGCGUCCCUUGCCUGGCGUUCUCUUUGCAUGGGACCUGCAUUACGCGGCUGAUUUUGGAUCCAGACGAAAGCACGACAUUGGUCUCCUUGAGGGGCAGAGAUCAAUUCAAGGCAGUCGAGCGACUUGUGGCGGAAUCGGAACAUCGAGAUUCGGGCCUUGCAGACAGGAGAGCCAAGAUUGGAAGCUCGCCGCUGCGCCGCUUCUCCAGAGAUCUCCUUACCAAUCAAGCAGAGAGAAGGAUGCGUGACGCUUGUUCUAGUCUUCCUCACUUCGAGAUCGUCAAUCCGUCGCCUUUCAACGUUACACCUCUGACGCCUUGCCAUGCUCCGGACACGGUGCAUCCCGCCCGUGGGAGCUAA